This is a messenger RNA of Toxoplasma gondii ME49, 4252 nucleotides long. RefSeq lists its product as hypothetical. The transcript has 8 exons. The coding region runs from base 822 to 3521 and encodes 899 amino acids. The record is from RefSeq and is a predicted model, not a curated record. Lineage: Eukaryota; Apicomplexa; Conoidasida; Eucoccidiorida; Sarcocystidae.
CUCUGGCCGGUUUCCGCGGUUCUUUCACUUCUUACCUCCGUGAAAAAGACGCUUCCGUUGCUACUAUUUCUUUCUUUGUCCACAGAGACCGUGGCUGUCUUCCCAGGCCAUGUCCGGUGUCCCGUCACGAACUGUCCAGUGUGAAGUGUGAUAGUAAGGGGUACGCUUAGUUUUGUGCUGCUGGUGCUUCGUCCAUUUAUCCGCGGAAAAGUGCAUCCAGACUCACACAACUUUCUGUUCAGUCGCGCGGGCAAACGCGUAAAAACGCCGCAAGCGCUCCGCUGCGACGUGUCCGCUAGCUUUCUGGGCUGCGCGUUCUUGACAGCUGGAAAUGUUUUAGAACGGUUUUUUCGCACUUCCGUGGUCCAGCAGUUCGUCUUGUUUCAACAACGAAUCUGCAGCAAGCCUCUCGUUUUUGUAAGAUAGGUUACUUCCUUUCAUUCUGAAAGACGCACUCGUUCUGCGUCCGUCACCUUCCGGCGGCGUUCGCUUUUCUCGCGAUUUCCCGAGUUGCGAGCCCACUCGACACCCACUUCCGAAAGCACUUUCAUGUGCACAUUCGCCACACAUUACCACGUACGCGGUGCAGAAAAUCUCAGCUGUCAGUUCGCUCGUGUGUGUGCUGGUCCGCGCGCCGUCGCUUCUCAGCUGUAUGUACACCUGAAAAACGGCUCGGGCGUUCGUCCUUGACGCAUUGGAAGGAUUCAACUUUUUACACCGGCGUUUUUCUCGCCAGUCUACUUGCCUCGGCAGUCGGCUCGUUUGCGCCCCCUUUCUCGUCCCCAUCUGCUGCAACUGACUGCGAAACUCUGCCCUUCUCCAUGGCGACUCUUGCGGCUUCUUCGGCUGCGGGGCCGCCCUCGUCGCGGCUUACCUCUGUCCAUCACUACGAGGGCGAUUCUCCGCCCGCGGGGCACGCGAUUUACGAAAAGAACGAGCUCUCCGCUGCGCUCUCGCCGUCUGGAUUCGCGGACCACUCCCAAACCAGCUUCCUCCCCCAGGAAGUCGCUUCGAUGGCCGAGGCACCGCAUGCGCCGACGUCUGAACACUCGCGCCGAGUUGAAAAAACAGAGUCUGUCGCGUCUCUCCUCAGCGGCAGCCCGCGCGGCGCUGUUUUUCUCGCGCCGGACGUCGUGGGCCGGAGAGACGAGAGAGACUCACGGCGCGAGAAACGGCAGGCCCACGCGCAAGCACAAGAAGGCACGCAAGUCCACGGCCGACACGACGCCGCAGGCGCUGGCGGGAGUAGAUACGCUGGAAGAGAGCGGGAAGAAGCUUCUCUUUACGACGACCCCGCGGCGUGUGCGUCGCUGUACCGGCGGAGACAACAGGCGCACCACAACUUGUUUGAUGGAGCUGAAGGAGACGAUUGCUCUGCGUCGAUCACAGGGAGCUUUCGCGGAAAGGUCGCCCGCCCAGAGCUCAGGAUGGAGGACAUCGAGAAAGGUCGACGGACGCGAGAGUUUGAAGCCCGCAGAGCCAGCGAUCUCUCCAAGACAGCCUCCACAACCGAGGGAUGGAGCUCCCCAAACAGGAGCUCUCUCGACUGGCAGCCGUUAGAGCCGCUUUCUGACGAACGGCGCGCGCCGGCGGGCCUCCGAAGCAGCGCUGGCAGGCAACACGAAAUUCCUCGCAUCAGCGAAGAAGCGGAAAGUCGGAGAGAAGAUACACCUCUCCAACUCGAAUGCGCAAACAAGCACUGGCAACCUCAUGCACGAGAAGACGCGGACACGCAGACCAGACAAGCGUCGCGAAGUUCGCCGGGUGUGCGUACACUUGCGCCUGCGGCGCCCGUGAGUCGCCCUGCCCGGCUUUCGGGUCUCUCCCUCGCCGAAGAGUGCUGCGAGUUUGACUCCGCGUCUCGCGGCGCGUUCUCGCCGUCGGCUUUAUCGCAUUUUUCUCAGAGGCUCCCCACGAAAGAGGGAGGAGAAGCGCCCUCCGAGCGGUCUCGCUCCUGCUCGUCCUGCUGCAUCUGUGAGGAGCUGGAGCGCGGGGGAAGUUCGCCCACGUCACCGUCCGCCUUCUCCGUCGCGACCUCGGUCGCUUCGCGGCUUGCUUUCUCUCCCAAAAGAGACGAAAGAAACACGCGGGUGAAGCAGAUCGAGGCUCUGCGGAGCACAGGCAGCGUCCUGCCUGUCUCCGAGGCGAUGAGCGCCGCUGUGGAGGCCGCCGCGGUUGCCUCGCACCGUGGAGCGAGGAGACAGGUGUUGUGGGGUGAGGAGCCCGACGAGCGGGACGCGUCGUCUUGCUUGGAGACUCAGGAGCUGCCUUAUCCUCUUUCCCAAAUGUCACGCAGCCGAAAGCGCGACGGCUCGAACAAAGCCGAGGAAACGCGAAGUUGUCAACCUGCUCGGCUCCUGCCGCAAGGCAUUCCGUGGCACAGCAGCGCAGCGAGUGUGCUCAGUGCUCGCUCUUCUCACAGUCAAACGCAUCCGCUUGGGUUCGUCGCGUCUCCUCAAAGUCCGUGCUCUCCCUCGGCGUUCUCUGUCGGAGGGGAAAGCGUCUGCAGAGAACAGACAGCUCGCGAAAGAUCUCUGGCGCAAUUUCAAGGAACUGGUGACAUUUUUGCGAGCGAAACUCGCGGCAGACACCCGCCACUUCCUCCCCGAAGUCACACAACUUCCGCUGGACAGACAGCUAGAGAGGAAGCGGAGAGACGGCGAGAACUCCAGCGCGAAAAUCCGUGGUACACAGACAUGUUCGCGAGGGAGACGCCUGUCUCUUCUCGGCUGGGAACGGCACAAGGCAUGUGGGGAGAGGAGAGCAGCAAAGGAACUCCGCGCGCCGGCAUUUCUCGUGGAGAUACACUCGACAGGGAGGCGGCGAACCGAAGAAGAACGCAGAUGUUGGAAUCCAGAACCGCCCAUGAGAGAUUCGUCAACGCAAUGCAGUCCAGCGUGCUCCCCUCUUCCUACUCGCCGGCGUCGUCGCAACACCUGCAACGCGCAGAGCAGGCGCGGACGUCGCUGCUCAGAGAGAAACACCAAGACCAGGAGCGGCGCCAGCGACUCCAAGAGGCGGUUGAGAGCGGGGACGGCAGGCUGUUCCACUCCGUCACAGCAGAGGAGACAAAUCUUCCGGGGGCAGGCGCCGAGAAAGUCCGCAAUGCUGCAAGUCAGCGCGCGAGCAAGGUAGUGGAACUCGAUCUCUCUGGAGUCCGAGAGGACAUGACAGAGGAGAAGCUGCGGCAGAUCUGCGUCGCGGGUGUCCAGAGAGCCUCCGUUGGGCAUUCUGCGUCUGGCGAGAACGGGGAGGAAGGAAACGUCUCGAGGGACAUGAGAGAAAAUAGCGGCGUUCCUUCUCGCCUUAACUGCGUCCUGAAAGUCUCGCUCGCGCGGGAUCUACUGACAGGACAGUGCAAAGGGACAGGCCGCGUGACUCUCAGAUGCUACGAGGGUCAGAGAGAAGAAGAAGAAGUAGUCCGGCGUCUGUACAGCGCAAACAUCGGCGUCCGACUCAGACAGGUGACAGUAGACAGGCCGCCUCAGAGCUCGUCCAGAAGUUUCGCGAGUCAUCGGUGAAGAGCGAGUGAAGAGAGAAAACCAACGCUGCAAAAGAUUUCCCUCGAACAACAAGCGACAAUGCAGCCUCGAAGAAAGUGCCGAUCCAGGGAGACGCGUCUGUUCACGCAAGGAAAGGAAAAAGUCACUCCAGAGAAGGGACAAACGAGGCUACUGGACGAGAAGAUUGUGUAGGAAACGAGCGACAAAACAUUCUGUCUCCAGUUACGGGUGUUGCCGAGUGGGCCAGCGGGUCUUGUGGACGCGAGGGAAUCUGCAGCGAAUGUUGGUCAUUUGAGGGAUUUCUGCCUUCUGCCUCUCCGCGAAGGCUUUGGCUAAGUAGCUGUCUUUUUUCUGCUCCAGAGGCGUUGCCCUCUUUCACAAGAUUCCGCAGAAAAUCAUUCUUCGUCGCCAUGUACGCCUGAACCCAGUUCAGGUGUCUCCUCGUCGAACCUCGUAUCGCGCCUCUCGCUUUGCCGGUUCGGCGGAAGAGACAGAAAAACACUGGCUGAGCCUUUGCUUGUUCUACCGAACUGAGUUGUCUUCGAUGUGUGGUAAGUGAAUGCAGUGGCUGUGCUUCUGGAAAACGCGAAAUCGGGAGAAGAGCGCCCCAAAACUUCGGCGAGAGCACUCUCCUCUUUCCUCUCAUAACAGAGUCGCGCUAUACGUACACCCCUCGUUACCGUAGACAGCCUGGGAUUUCUGGCUUCGGAAAGCGAUUUUUUAGUGGAUAGAAAGUCUGCAUGUGGACU